Molecule: messenger RNA, 1879 nt
Organism: Jatropha curcas
Lineage: Eukaryota; Viridiplantae; Streptophyta; Magnoliopsida; Malpighiales; Euphorbiaceae
Product: Transducin/WD40 repeat-like superfamily protein
Biological process (GO): proteasome-mediated ubiquitin-dependent protein catabolic process
Cellular component (GO): nucleus
Molecular function (GO): protein-macromolecule adaptor activity; protein binding
Source: RefSeq, a predicted model, not a curated record
CGCGCCAAAUUGGGUUUCAGUAAUGUCACUUCGAUAGCCGCUCGAAACAUCUCUCUUCCUUCCCGUGUCUUUCAUCACUCUCGCUCUCGCCACCGACUCCAUGGACUCCGUCUUCCAAGGUAUCAGGUCCAGAGAACUCAACGGAUUUAGAGUUCGAAAAAGACCCUAUAUCGGCAAUAAGGCAUCUGAUUUUGCUGAGUUUGAAGCCCUGGCCGUUGAACACAGUGGUGAAGAUACGCCUCCUCUGGCCAUUUCUUUCGGCAAGACAAGUAAAACUUCCCAUAUUUUGGCUGUCUCGGAUGAGGAUGGGUUCGUGAGCUUGUUUGAUGCGCGAAAAAAGUUCCCUGCUUACGCAUCUCAUCAAGAAUUUUCAGAUAAAGCAAGAAUCAGCGAGUGGGUGGCUCAUCAAAAUGCUAUAUUUGAUAUAUGCUGGAUCAAGGAAGACACCAACAUACUCACGGCUUCAGGUGAUCAAACUAUAAAGAUAUGGGACGCACAAGAGAAGAAAUGCACUGGAGUUUUGACGGGGCACAUAGGAAGUAUUAAAUCUAUGUGUCCUCAUCCAACAAAUUCUGACAUUCUCGUUUCUGGUUCAAGAGAUGGAUCCUUUGCCAUAUGGGACUUGAGAUGCAAAAUUGCUUCUGGAAGUAGAUACAAUGAAGCUUGCAUAACUUCAACUGCCAUGGUCCAAAAAGCUCAUCUUUCACCUCAAGCAAAGCGGGUUAGGAGGGGCAAGGCUGCUUCCAUGAGCAUUACGUCAGUUCUUUAUCUAAAAGAUGAGAUCUCCAUUGCCACUGCUGGAGCAGUGGACAGUGUUGUUAAAUUCUGGGAUACCAGAAAUUUAAAGGCUCAGGUUACUCAGGCGUGUCCACAUUCUAAAUCAUCACCUGAGAAGGAGAAAAGAUUUCAUGGUAUAUCAAGCCUGUCUCAGGAUUUAAAUGGAGUGUUUCUUACAGCUUCAUGCAUGGACCAUAGAAUCUACUUGUAUAACGUACUUCAGCUUGGAAAAGGUCCAAUUCAGUCAUUCUCUGGAUGCCGGAUUGAAUCAUUCUAUGUAAAGUCAGCAAUCAGUCCUGAUGCAGCUCAUAUUCUAAGUGGCUCUAGUGAUGGAAAAACCUACAUAUGGCAGGUUAACAAGCCUUGCACUGAUCCUAUUACAUUGAAAAGCAACGACGGAGAAGUUACAGCAGUAGAUUGGAGCCCAUCUGAUGGGAAGAUAGCGACUGCGUCAGAUGAUUUCACGGUUCGGAUUUGGAACAUGCAAAACAGUUAUUGUUCAACCUCAAGAUCACCUUCCUCUAUUAGAAGGAGAAUAAUGGCAAUUCCAAGUGAGGAAUGUAGAAGGCUUUUAAUGAACGAAGAACCAACUAGUCUUAAAAAAGAUUCUGGUGAUUUGGAUUCUUCAAAUGAAGCAUGCAAUCAAAUUGACUCACCAAACUCUUACAAAAUGCAUGUGGUACGUACUCCCGAAUCCCAGAAGAGAAAGUUCUCGUCAGAUUCUGAUUCAAAAGAAGCUUUCAAUAAAACUCCUGAAGCAGCAGUGCAGAGCCCUUCUUCUGUGUUGAAUCCUCCAUCUUCUUUGAAAAGAAAAACCAUCCGCGAUUACUUUCUAGCAGCUUAACAUUAAUUGAUAUGAUACAGUAUAUAAAGAUCAAUUUGUAACAUUCCUAUCAAGCAGUAAUUCUCUUGGAUAAUGUAGGUUUAAAUGUGAAAUGUAAAGUAAGAAGAGAACUUUUUGGAUAAUAUUUUGUACAAUCAAUUUAUGCAUUUUUCUUUAGGAUAUUGUAAGUAUAGAACCCAAAAGUAUAUUCAUUUCUCUAUUUUGGCUAAGAAGGUUUCACUAAUGUCUAAUUAUGCUAAUAGAUCAGUCGUUUGAAUU